Messenger RNA from Nicotiana tabacum (common tobacco), 550 nucleotides. Lineage: Eukaryota; Viridiplantae; Streptophyta; Magnoliopsida; Solanales; Solanaceae. The record is from RefSeq and is a predicted model, not a curated record.
CGGUGUGCCAGGUGAAGCGGACAUAGACGUGAGGCUUGACUCUCAAGUCAUCCCAAAGAAAGGGAGUUUCAUGUACCUGGGGUCGAUUAUUCAGGGGGAUGAGAAUAUUGACGAGGAAGUUACGCACCGUAUAGGAGUGGGGUGGAUGAAAUGGAGGCUAGCGUCUGGUGUCCUGUCUGACAGGAAGGUGCCUCCUGAACUAAAAGGAAUAUUCUAUAGAGCGGUGGUUAGGCCGGUCAUGAUUACUGUGCCUUUGUUACUGCUUAGUGUUACUAUUUUGCUCGCUUUUUCUGGUUAUUGUGUUGUUGGUGUUAUCUUUCUGGAUUCCGUUGCUGUUACUGAUACACUGUCUCUUUCCUUCUUGUGCCGAGGGACAUUCAUUAAUAACUUGAAGUGCAAGUUCAGUGACGUGACAGGGGAAGCGGACAAUGACGUGAGGCUUGAUUCACAAGUCAUCCCCAAGAAAGGGAGUUUUAAGUAUCUUAGGUCAAUUAUCCAGGGAAACAGGGAGAUCGACGAGGAUGUCACAGAUCGUAUAGGGGCGGGAUGA